Sinocyclocheilus rhinocerous is the source of this 984-nucleotide messenger RNA. RefSeq lists its product as uncharacterized. The transcript is spliced from 5 exons. Bases 113 to 916 code for a protein of 267 amino acids. Gene Ontology annotation, molecular function: nucleic acid binding. The record is from RefSeq and is a predicted model, not a curated record. Lineage: Eukaryota; Metazoa; Chordata; Actinopteri; Cypriniformes; Cyprinidae.
CAUACUCAGUGCCAUGCCCAAAGUACUUAGUACAUAUAGACACAAAUCAUAAGCUUAUCAGGUAACCUGAGUAUUCUCAUAACAGUAAAUGGAAUAUGCUCAAUAGACUUGAAUGUCUGUUUUAAUGAUAUUUAUAACAUUAUACAAGAGUUUACAAUUCAAAAGCAUUAUGUUUUUCUACAGGUACAAUAUAGUGAUCUUUGCAGGAAUUGAUGGUUUUUCACGCAAGAUAAUGUACCUGAGAGCUGCAGACAACAACCGAUCUGACACAACCCUACUUUUCUUCAGUCAGGCUGUUGAGGAAUUUGGAUACCCACUGAAAGUGCGAGCUGAUCAGGGAGGAGAGAAUGUUGGAGUGGCUCGUCUGAUGUUUUCUGUACGUGGGCCAGACAGCAACUGCUUUAUAGCAGGCAAAAGUGUGCACAAUCAGAGAGUUGAGAGGCUGUGGCGUGAUCUCUGGAUGGGAGUCACCAGUGUGUUUUACCAAAUCUUGCACACACUAGAGGAACAGGACAUGCUAGAUUUGAGCAGCAGUCUUCACCUGUUGUGCUGCCAUUACGUAUUUUUGCCCCGACUGCAAGCCAAUCUCAGUUUGUUCCGUGAGGGAUGGGACAACCACCCAUUGAGAACAGAGCAAAACCUCUCACCAAACCAACUGUGGGGGGCUGGUCAGAUGGAACAUCCCAUUGCCAACCCAGAGGAGAUGACCAUUCCUUACAUCAACUGGGAGGACAGUGGGUAUGUUGUGGAUCCACAAGCUGUGGUGAAUGUUCCACAGUUUGACAGCCCUCUAACUCCUGAACAAGUGGAGCAGCUGAGAGAACAUAUUAAUCCUCUACAACCCUCUGAGUCCAAUGGCAUGGACAUUUUUUUGAGUACAGUUCAAUAUGUAGAAAAUUUGCUUGCUGAAAAUUAGAUAUCUUGUUGCAUGAAUUUUUGCUGCUUUUUAGUUUAUUUUCUAACAAUUAUACCAUUUUUAUUUUA